Molecule: messenger RNA, 1962 nt
Organism: Emericellopsis atlantica
Lineage: Eukaryota; Fungi; Ascomycota; Sordariomycetes; Hypocreales; Bionectriaceae
Product: Argonaute siRNA chaperone complex subunit Arb1-domain-containing protein
Exons: 4
Coding region: 394-1842 (482 amino acids)
Biological process (GO): regulatory ncRNA-mediated gene silencing
Cellular component (GO): ARC complex
Source: RefSeq, a predicted model, not a curated record
CAACGAUAAUCCUAAGAGCGACAGAUUUGAGCUCCAAGGAAAGUCGAUCUGUUCGUAGAGCUUAAGUGUACACAGUUGUCAGAUCGAGAUUCCUUGAUUGCCCAGCCUUCCACCGCACUCGAGCAGCAAGACGGGAGCAAACGAUGCAGAUAUCCUGGCGUGCACAAGCACGCACAAACUUGCAGCAACGUUUCCGUAAACUUUGGGAGCGUUAAUCCAUCUGAUCUUAUAGCCAGGCAAAGACUACGUGACGCGAGGUGAGCUGCCUAAACAGCCAAUGCUGUAACCACUGGCGAGACGAGAGUGACUUGAUCUUUCUCCUUCACUCACGCUUUUCUUCUCAAGUCUUUCAAGAACAUUGUAGCAAUCCUCUCUCCCGUACGCCUUGACACAAUGACUGAUAGCGACCCCGAAGCUCCGGUAUGUGCUUCACAUGCAAACGAAGCAGUUGUCCAUGAUCAACCCGCGUCAGCCCCCAAGGUUGCGGACUCUCUCAUGGAAGAUCCGUCCACGGAGAUCAAGACAAAGAAGAGGAAGAAGAAGAAAGGAAAGACCGCAGCAGCUCGAGGGGCCACGGCACUAGCACAGAGCAGAGGCACUGGCCUGGAAGAGUUUUUUGCCGAUGCUCCCAUGACGCCUCAAGAGGCGAAGGAAGAGGAAGAAAACGUAUACUCAGUUGACCUGCCGUUUGAAGAGCGCAUUCAAUCUUGCAUCACACGUUUCCGCACUCGCCGCCGCCUGCAGGCCCCGUAUGACCGCUUUUUUAACGAAUAUCUGUUCCUCGGCGGCAUCGACUCUAACCCCAACCCUUUCGGCGGUCAGGACCCAAAGGCGCUCAAGAGCCUCACACCAGCGGAGCGACGGGAAGCAACCGCGACGAGCCAUGUCCACCAGGGCGAAGGCGAUCAAAAGUUCUACAACGGUGACGAUGAGCACUGGUCUGUGGAUUUCGCAGGCGUCGCGGCGGGCUUCUUCUCAUACAUGGUGCCCAAGAUGACCGGACUGGAGGAGACGUCCCUGAAGCAGGCAGUCAACGUUGUCGACAACUUUCUGCGCUAUGUACUGCAGCACGACGUCUGCCCCGAGUACGAAGACGACGUAAAGAAGGCCAUCCAAGUCUGCGAAGACGCGCUUGUCGAAUGGCCGAUGAUGGUCCGCCUGCAAGGUGCGUUUCCCGGCCUCUUCAAUCUCGCUGCGACAAAAGUGUUUGGCGUUUACGACGAGAGUGAUUGGUAUAUGGCGGAUCCUCAGAAAGAAGAUUUUGACCCGAAGCUCGUGCUUAUGACUUCUCUCACCUUGCUGGAAAAUCCAAAGGACGUUGCAAAGUUACCCCAGCCUCACCACAGGGUCAUCCGGCAGUUUGACUGCACUGUCGAGAUUAGCGACAUUCAGCGCCUCCCUGAGACUCUUUGCAAGCGUUUCAAAGGUCUCCAGGUGGAUGGCUCGCCAUUGAGGCUGGCCCCUAUUGGCAAAAUCAGAGUCAUUCCUGCCAUCAUCGAAGACGAGCUGGUCCAUCCCAAGGUUAGCAACCCGUUCGCUAAAGGCUUCAUGACGCUGUAUUUGGACGACGACAUUCUGGCCAACAUGAAGGUUGGCAUGAAGAUGGAAACCACGGUCUGUCAGACUGAUUCGGACCUCAAAUUCAUCAAAGCGAUACGCCAGAUUGUGCCGUCGUUUUACACAUUUCUUCCGCAGGAGCUGAUGCGCCACUUUCGCGAGCCGCGCCCAAAUGAUCGGCCUGCUAGGUCGGUCCAUGACAUUGUGGAUGAUGGCAGUGCCGAAUGGGAGGCGUAUCAGGAGAAGUUGAAGGCACAGCAGCUCGAAGCUGUUGCUGAGGAGUGAGACAACGUUCGUCGACGAGAGUAGCGAAAUGACCAAGAUCAAUUAACCCAGGUCGUUUCCUGACCAUUCCUAUUAUUUGUGCUAAGCUUAAUGUUAAAGAAUCAUAAAAUACAAUGUACU